Clonostachys solani is the source of this 3102-nucleotide messenger RNA. The record is from the annotation of a GenBank genome assembly. NCBI's taxonomy places the organism in Eukaryota, Fungi, Ascomycota, Sordariomycetes, Hypocreales, Bionectriaceae.
AUGAGCGAACAGUCCCUUGUGAACUUGGACGCCGUGGCGUCGCGUUUCUGGAAGUUCUGGAGCGGCCCGCAGUGCCUGGUCGAGUCCCUGGUUGCAAUUAUUUGCAUACCAGCGUUGAUUCUUCCGGUGAUCAACUGGGGCCUGUACGACGCAGACCCGACCACACAGAUGGUGAUGUACGCUGUGUUGGUCUUCUUCGUGAACAUGUUUUGUUCACGAGAGCCGGUCUUUAAGUUCUUGGCGAUCCUGAACCUCUUCCUGAUGUAUGUUCCUUGGGGAGUACUUGUGUACGAACCUUGGGACAUCCAGUGGGACGAACGACCGUACGGUUGGGAUGGUUGUUUUGACGACAUCCUCCGAUUAUGGUUCUUCGUGAGCUAUCCUGCUCUGGUCUGGAUCACUAUUGAUGUACUAAAGACCAUCAACCUCACCCUCACCCUCGCUGUCGCCAUGUUCCGAAAGGGAAUAGUCACCGGCUUGCGCCAUGUCUUUCCCGAACUACAGCAACAGCCCUCCGAUUCGAAUGAGAAAGCCGGAGACGACGCCUCGGAAUCGAGCUCUGACUUGCAGUGUGCCGACGCCGCUGUCAAGGACAACUCCUUCGAUACUGAUUCCUUGGUUUGUCGAUCACCCUCCGACUUGAAGGAAGAGCAGUGCGCUACGGCCACUGUCUCUCAGGAUCCUGCUGGUCAGGACCGCCGACCUCCUUCGCCUCAUCAAUCGCCUCCUCGUCACACACCUUCUACCUUCCGAUCCUCUUCUCCCUCCCGACCGUCUUCUCCCCGACGAUCAAUUACCCCUGCGACGCUUGACCUCAGUCACCUUCGCAAGAGGAAGCAUAUACCGAUUAAUGGUAUGCAGGAAGAGAUGGCGAAGCUCAAAGCUUCCAUUGACGGCAUGACUAGUUAUGUCAAGACCGCAGUUGGAAAAUUGGGCGAGCAGAUCUCAUCGCUUGAGUCUAGAGUAGACGAGAUUCCUCGUCGAAAUGACGAGCAACUCGCUGACGCCGAAUUCAAGGUGAAGCAGUUGCAGCAAGUGGUGGAAGAUCUCCGUUGCCAGAUGGACAAGCCAGUCAGGGAACUGAAGGAAAGGAACUUGCGUUUGGAGCGCCAAGUCCUUGAUCUCACGACCCAGAAGCGGAUUCUCGAAGCAAAAAGCGAGCAGUAUGCUACGCAGGCGCAGAGAGAAAUCGCGGCACUGUCCAGGCGACGAGAAGAAACGACGAGUGCCUCACCGAGGGCUCAUGCUGCGCUUCAGGAGCCAGUACGCCCGGAGGAGGCAGCUCUGAUUAUCGAAACGGAACCAGUCUGCACAGCAGAGGAAGUUCCCCUAGAAACGGAGCCCGUUCUGAUGAUGGAAACACCAUCACAGAUCGUAGAGGAACAACAGAAGACGGACAUCACCGCAGUUGUUCCUGGAACAGGGGCAGAGGAACCUCGUUGGCCGAUGAUCGACGAGGUGCUAAGUCGCCUGGAUCGGGAAGAGGACGAGCUUUUGCUCGCGUCUCAACCUGUGACAGCGAUGGCCACCGUGGAAGAACCCAUUCCCGCAAGUACUCCCCAGCUGAAGGCUGUUGCUAGUCCUAGCCAGCCUGAAGCCAUUGAGCUCCAAUCUGGAGUGGGUGAGAUCACUUUGGGAACGGAGUCGACUAUGGUGUCCCUGCCCCAGGAGCAGAACGAAAGCCGGGCCCACGACGCUCCCCAGCGGGAGGUCGUUCUCGAAUCCGACCAGAUGAGCUUCACGUAUGAGGAAGACAUCGAAAUGGCCGAGAUUCCCGAAGUGGCUAAUGUGCUUACGAACAUACCAAUCCGUGACUCUACUCCUUCGCCAGCGGUUUCGGAAGCUGACCCCAUGUUGGAGGAUACAGCUUCCAUUCAUACCCACGAGAGUAUCGAGUGGGAAGAAACCCUACUGGCAGGAGACCAGAGCACGCAUGUGGAAAGGUCCAUCGGAUAUGGCGACGAGGAUAUCGAGCUUACAGACCGUCCUGAUGACACUGUGGAAGGCCCAUUCUCGAAUGGAUCACCUAACACGGAGAUGACGGAUGCGUUUGUGCUCCCUCAAGCCGUUCCGAACUCGUUCAUGCUCCACCAAGCAUUCUUGGACUCGUUUGCGCACACUCAGGUUACUCGGGCCUCGAAUGAGGAGAUACCAGUACCAGAGACAGUGAUGCAAGAUCUGGACGCCAUCCUAGAGGAAUCUGAUCCUGAGCUGGAGGACGGCUUUAGCUGCCCACCAGGGACGGAGCAAGAGACCGCAGUUCCAGAACCUGUCCUUGAAGACUUGGUUUUGAAGAUUGAAACGAACCCAGAGACCGAAGCCAUAGAAGCCCCUGUUGACGCUGGUCCUCAGCAGGUGGUGGACAGUGCCGAGGUUGAGGAGUUGAGCUUUCAAAGCUUCAAUGUUCCAACCUUUAGUGAACCGGGCGUGAUGGCCCCAGUUCACGCCGACGAACUCGACCCGCUCGACAUCCUGGAGGAGGACCUGCAAAUUCAGUUCGAGGAACUCGAGAAGCGCGAGCUUCUCCCCUCUGCAGCUCCAGACGAUGACGCGGGCGAGCCUGAUCUGUCGGCAACCCUAGAGAGGGACCAGCAGCUGCGUGAGGAUUACGAGAAGCUACAGCUUCUCGCCGCCGCAGUCGCAGGCGACCCUGACAACGAAUUGGACGAGGAGGCUCAACUUGAGCGCGACCUGUACGAGGAGUUCGACAGGAUCGAGCAGGAAGGAUUUAUCCUCCCCGCCGUUCCGACCGUUCCGACCGUCGCGGCCGCUCUUGGAACAGCACCCGUUCCAUCGUUAUUUAGCCAGUUCGCGGAUUUAGGCAGCGCGACGUUUUCUUUUGGAGAGUCAACAGAGCCUGCGAACCCUGCAACUGCGUUUUCCGGGGCCGAUACCACGGGAGCUUCGGCGACCAGACUGGUAGCCCAGGUGGCAGAAUCAACUAGCCGACCCAAGGCAGUCGGUUCUGCCUACUUCGACGACGAGAAUGCGCCUCUGUCUCACGGCAAGCACAUCUCUCUACCGGAGGAGCCGAGAGUCGCCACGGCGGAGGAGAUGGCUCGUCGAAAGACGAGCCAGCUGCCGCGGCGCUCUCAGAAGUGA